GAGUACAAGAGUGCUGUGAAUGAAUUUAGAACGAAACAGUGUCUCAAAACAAUUCAAUGGCACACAAACUCCUCUUCAAACCAACAUUCAUUCUCACUCUCACAAAACAAUUCACAACAAAAUCUCACAACUAUUCACACCACCACUUUCUUCAUCAUCAUCAUCACCAUUAUCCAUUUUUCCACUCCAAAAUAUCCUCUUCCUUUCUCAACCUCAACACUCACCCAAUCUCACUUCGCUCCACAACCACCACCGCCACCGCCGCUGCCGCCAUCCCCAAUUACGGCGGUUACCUAGACCUAACAGACGAUGACCUAAUGCGCCAGUGCGAAAUGGGCACAUUCAAAAGCUCUGGUCCCGGGGGUCAACACCGUAACAAACGCGAAUCUGCUGUUCGACUCAAACAUUUACCCACUGGAAUCAUCGCUCAGGCUUCUGAAGAUCGCUCUCAGCAUAUGAACCGCGCUUCUGCUCUCAAACGCCUUCGCUCUCUUAUAGCUCUCAAAGUCAGGAAAACAGUGGAUCUUGAUGCUUAUGCACCACCUCGAGAGCUUCUUCAGAUACUCCCUCCCAAGUCAUUAAUUAGAGGGGCAGAGAUUGGUUCACAAAUUGGACCCAAUAACCCAAAAUUUGCAAUGGGAAUGCAAGCUCUUCUGGAUCUCAUUUUUGCAGUUGACGGAUCCGUCUCAGAUGCUGCAAAAUAUCUCGGGUUAUCUACUGGAGCAGUGUCUCGGUUAAUCCUUUCUGAUGAUUCACUUAGAAAGGAAGUAAAUGAUCUGCGGGCAUCAAAGGGUAUGAAGCCUCUCAAGUAGAAGCCUAAAAACCUAACCCAAUUGACGAAAUUGAGAGUGAACAAUAUAGAAGCUGAUGAGACCAAAAAAUGUUGAAUUUUCAGAUUGUGGAGAGAAGAACUCAACACAUUCUCCAGAACACAACCACUAGAGUUGGAUUUGUUUUUGAAGGUUUGUGCUUAAGGAAUAUCAAAGAUAUUAACCUAAAAUAAAAGCCACAUUUUUUAGAUUUUUGCUGUUCAAGAUAGCUAUGUGUAAAUAUUUUAUUUCUCUGCCUCUUUAUACCCUAUAUAUACAGUGUUUAUUUUAAUUUGUUUCUAUAGAACAUAAAGUUGGCAAAUUGUAAUUAAAGAUGCAGAUAUUAGUAGAUUUUAUAGAAAUAAAUAUUAUAUGUAUCAGUUUCUUGACAGGAUAAUGGUGUGUGCACCACCUAUCAAAGUGAUUCACUUUAGAAUUUUUGCUUUGAA
Lathyrus oleraceus (garden pea) is the source of this 1258-nucleotide messenger RNA. RefSeq lists its product as uncharacterized. The transcript has 6 exons. Gene Ontology annotation, molecular function: translation release factor activity. Bases 57 to 812 code for a protein of 251 amino acids. NCBI's taxonomy places the organism in Eukaryota, Viridiplantae, Streptophyta, Magnoliopsida, Fabales, Fabaceae. Gene Ontology annotation, biological process: translational termination. Gene Ontology annotation, cellular component: chloroplast. The record is from RefSeq and is a predicted model, not a curated record.